CGGAGUCUGCAAUAAACAAACUCCAAGUGAUCUCCAGGUAAAAAAGCGAAUACGUUCGACACUCUCUCUCGCUGUAACUACGAUUGCGAGGAGUCGCGCUGUCAAUCGUCGAGCGGUAUCAAAAAGCGAACGAGAAUCGUGCGAACGUCGUGGGAGCAGCCAUCGAAGCAUCGCCGCGGAGAUGGGCAGCACGGACAAGGCUGUGAUCACGGGGUUCAUAUGCAGGCUCUGCAGUAAGAUGAACCGCUUCGUGAUCCACAUCUACGGGGAAGAGGGCGAAAGAAUGAAACUCGCCGAGAAGAUAAACACCUAUCUGCCGAUCACGGUAAACAUGAACGACCCACUACCAAAGACUGCAUGUUUACACUGCAUCGAACGAUUAGAGGCGCAUCACGAAUUAAUGGAACAAAUCAUGUUCACCAGGCGGAGAUUAAACACCGACAAUAAGGCGACCACAGUAGCAUCCUCUUCUGCGACAACCGUAGACACAGCUCCAACAUCUAGCCCACCUCCUUGUUGACAUGUGCAAUGGAACAUAGUAUAUCCUUUCGCUCAAAGCACCAUUCGCCAAGCUCGGAUGAUUCCCAUAUAAUUUUUCAUUUCAUUUGAACUGUUUAUAAUAAGUGAAACGUGUAAA
Molecule: messenger RNA, 637 nt
Organism: Cyphomyrmex costatus
Lineage: Eukaryota; Metazoa; Arthropoda; Insecta; Hymenoptera; Formicidae
Exons: 2
Coding region: 182-520 (112 amino acids)
Cellular component (GO): nucleus
Molecular function (GO): zinc ion binding
Source: RefSeq, a predicted model, not a curated record